UGGCUAGGUACUAUAAGCCCUAAGUCUUCCAACCCACCAUCAAAUCAAACACAACUCAGAAACUACAAUUCCACCCCCCCCCCCCCAACCCAAAAAACACACAAACAAAAAGAAAGAGACAAAGCCAUGGAGGUCAUCAAGAUAAUAUUGGUCAUAGCAACAACCAUGGCUUUGUCUAUCACUCUCAUGACCGUGAAAAGGGUCGGUUAUGGAGAAGAAGAGCAAGAAGGAAAAACCCCUUUCACCGACUCGUGGAAACAGCAACCGGAGGUCGAUGAAAACACCUUGCUACUACCUUCCAAGAGGGUGAGUCGUUUCCUAGCUGAAAAUGAUCUGGUUGACAGAAACCCUAGAGCAGCUGACCAUUGCCACAAAGACAAUGAGGUAUGUGCCUACACGCCGCCGGGAUAUAAGAACUCGACGUGUUGCAACAACAAGUGCCUGGACUUGUCCGAGGACAAGAACAACUGUGGUGCAUGCAAGAAGAAGUGCAAGUACACUGAAUCGUGCUGUAGAGGAGAGUGCGUGAACACGAAUUAUGACAAGAGGCAUUGUGGCCAGUGCAACAGUCCCUGCAAGUUUGGGCAGUACUGUGUAUAUGGUCUUUGCAAUUAUGCGUGA
Molecule: messenger RNA, 621 nt
Organism: Pyrus x bretschneideri (Chinese white pear)
Lineage: Eukaryota; Viridiplantae; Streptophyta; Magnoliopsida; Rosales; Rosaceae
Product: stigma-specific STIG1-like protein 1
Exons: 1
Coding region: 127-621 (164 amino acids)
Source: RefSeq, a predicted model, not a curated record